AUGCCUUACCUAUUCUAUGCUUCUACAUACAGGUACCAGGGGUGGACUGACCAUUUGGAAACUCGGGCCCUACCUGAGGGCCCAGGGUCAGUAGGGGGCCCCAUGAGAUGCCCCUGGUACCUUUUUCAUAGGCUUUUUUGAGUUUGGGCAAGGACACAGGGGCCCCAUGAUCCCCUAUUGCCCGGGGGCCCCAUGAGUUCUCAGUCCGCCCCUGACAGGUACUCCCGGGCCCCUGAGUUUCCAAAUGGUCAGUCCGCCCCUGCUUCUAAAAGUCAGUCCUAUCCACUGCUGUCCAAUAAACUGUGGCCA
Messenger RNA from Staurois parvus, 309 nucleotides. Lineage: Eukaryota; Metazoa; Chordata; Amphibia; Anura; Ranidae. The record is from the annotation of a GenBank genome assembly.